This is a messenger RNA of Helobdella robusta, 915 nucleotides long. RefSeq lists its product as hypothetical. The transcript is spliced from 8 exons. Gene Ontology annotation, molecular function: metallocarboxypeptidase activity; zinc ion binding. The annotation marks the transcript as partial. The record is from RefSeq and is a predicted model, not a curated record. Lineage: Eukaryota; Metazoa; Annelida; Clitellata; Rhynchobdellida; Glossiphoniidae. Gene Ontology annotation, biological process: proteolysis.
CAGUUACUUAUUUGGAUGGAAGAAACAAGUAAACGUUUUAAAAAGUACUGUUCAUUGUUUGAUGUUGGUAAGUCAUUCCACGGAAAACCUUUGAGGGCGUUAAAAGUGAGUAUUAUUGGAAGGUCUAAUAAAUGCAAACAAAAACCGUCAAUAUGGAUUGAUUCAGGAACACAUGCACGCGAGUGGAUCACAGUAUCAACGUCUACUUUCUUAAUCGAUAAGUUAUUGAGCGAAUACAAAAAAGACAAAUGGAUAAAGAAACUUAGGAAUUUAUAUGAUUGGUAUUUCUUGGUCACAUUGAAUCCUGAUGGUUAUAUCUACUCUUGGGAAGAGAAUCGUAUGUGGAGGAAGUCCAGAACACCAACAACAAAUGAACAAUGUCCAGGAAUUGAUAUAAAUAGAAACUUUGAUUUCAAAUGGAUGACUGUUGGCGCAAGUGCCGAUCCAUGCUCAGAAUCAUAUGCUGGUCCGAAAGCCAACUCCGAACCAGAAACUAGAGCCGUAACUAAGUUUAUCCUCAGUAAAGGACCAAUAUGGGAUCUUUUUAUAACUUUGCAUUCUUAUGGUCAAAUUUGGAUGUCUUCUUGGGGAUACACCAAAGAAUUACCAAAAAACUAUUUUAGUUUGAAGAAAGUGGGAAUGGCUGGCGUUAAUGCAAUUCAUUCAACAAAUGGUAAAAGAUAUAAAUUCGGCUCUGCAUCCAACAUAUUGUACAGUUCAUCUGGAACAUCACGUGACUGGGCCUCAGGUGUGCCAAAAAUCCCAUAUGUAUAUACAAUUGAGUUGAGAAACAAAUCAAGUUUUAUUCUUCCUCCAUCAGAAAUUUUGCCGACAGGUAAUGAGAUAUUAGCGGGCAUAAAGGCAGCAAUAAUCGAAAUGCAGACUGAAUAUCCGGCUAAAUGUAAAGACCAUUAG